Molecule: messenger RNA, 987 nt
Organism: Trichomonas vaginalis G3
Lineage: Eukaryota; Parabasalia; Trichomonadida; Trichomonadidae
Product: cell division cycle
Exons: 1
Coding region: 1-987 (328 amino acids)
Biological process (GO): protein phosphorylation; mitotic DNA damage checkpoint signaling
Cellular component (GO): nucleus
Molecular function (GO): protein serine/threonine kinase activity; ATP binding
Source: RefSeq, a predicted model, not a curated record
AUGAGUCUUUCCAAGCCACCCCAAUUAUUGAGUGAUGCUGAUUUCACAAUAAUUGGGACAAUCGGUGUUGGUUCUUUUUCUACGGUUGUAAAGGCUACUAACAAAAAAGGUGCUAUGUUCGCUUUAAAAAAGCUAUUCUGGAAUAAUUCACCAGAUAGAAUCGUUAAAGAGAUCCAAUGGCUAAAUAAAUUAGAUCACCCAAACAUAGUACAGCUAUACGGCGCAUAUAGAGCUCAUGAUCAAGCUACUUUAGUAAUGGGCUAUGUUCCACAUACUUCAUUUCGUUCUUUAUUACAAAAUAUGACAUGCAAAAUUAUUAAAGACUACAUGAGAGGGCUUUUAAGCGCAUUACAAUACUUACAUUCACAUAAAAUAAUUCAUAGAGAUGUAAAACCAGCAAAUUUUCUUUUUGAUCCUGAAACAGGUAAUGGAUCUUUGAUAGAUUUUGGCUUGUGUGAAGAGGAUAAUCAUCCACCUCCACCGCAAUCCACAUUUGCGCAAUCAGAUUACGAUGAUAAUGACUAUGAUUUUAAUUUUCCGCAAUUAUGUCAAGGAAGACCUAAAAUGCAAGCGAAUAGAGCAGGUACAAGAGGAUUUAGAGCACCUGAAGUUUUAAUUUCAUAUCAGAAUCAAACAUCUGCAAUUGAUAUGUGGAGUACCGGAGUUGUUCUACUAUCAAUGUUAUCAGGAAGAUAUCCAUUUUUCAAAUCUCCAGAUGAUUUGACAUCAUUAUGUGAAGUUUCAACAAUUAUAGGUACAAAACGGCUGCAUGAAGCAGCGAAGCUAUGCAGAAGAAAGAUUCAUUUCCCGCGCGAACAAGAAGGCAUCGCAUUUCCAGAUCUUGUUAAAGGAUUAAAUCCUUAUUUCGAUCAGUUGGGAUGCGAUGAAAGCGUCUUCGAUCUCCUUGGAAGACUAAUGGAUCCAUCACCAUAUACACGAAUUACUGCUGAAGAUGCCUUGAGGCAUGAAUUUCUUAGAGAAAAAUAG